Colletes gigas is the source of this 3149-nucleotide messenger RNA. RefSeq names its product protein singed (gene singed). NCBI's taxonomy places the organism in Eukaryota, Metazoa, Arthropoda, Insecta, Hymenoptera, Colletidae. Gene Ontology annotation, cellular component: cytoplasm; actin cytoskeleton. The coding region runs from base 163 to 1731 and encodes 522 amino acids. Gene Ontology annotation, biological process: cell migration; actin filament bundle assembly; establishment or maintenance of cell polarity. Gene Ontology annotation, molecular function: protein-macromolecule adaptor activity; actin filament binding. The record is from RefSeq and is a predicted model, not a curated record. The transcript has 8 exons.
UCAGUUGCCGGGUAUCUUUGUUGUGACGAACGUAUUUUAGUGACCGUGAUUCGUACUUUUCUUGCUUCCUUCUCUCCUUUUUUCAGUGUUCUUCCACAACAAAAGCAAUUUAUAGGAUUUUUACCACACGCGCGCCUAAACGUCAAUUGAUUAAACUAAACGAUGCAGACCAACGGUUCUGAAAAUGUCGGUUCCGAAAAUGCAAACGAGAAAACGGGAUGGACGGUCGGAUUAAUAAAUGGAAAAUUUAAGUACCUUACAGCAGAAACUUUUGGAUAUAAAAUUAAUGCAAACGGCUCUAGUUUAAAGAAGAAGCAACUAUGGACUUUAGAAGGCAGCGAACAACAAGUUUACCUUCGGUCUCAUUUAGAUCGUUAUUUGGCAGUGGACCAGUUUGGGAAUGUUACUUGCGAGGCAGAGGAUCCUAACAAUCUUGGUUGUGCAUUUCAAAUUCAACUGGCUACUGAUGGAAGCGGAAGAUGGGCUUUGAAGAAUAUUCAGAGAGGAUAUUUCCUAGGCUCGAGUCAAGAUGAACUUAAAUGUGUGGCCAAAGCUCCAGGAGAAGCUGAGUAUUGGCUUGUGCAUCUUGCAGCUAGACCUCAAGUAAAUUUAAAAUCUGCUGGAAGGAAACGUUUUGCUCAUUUGAGUGCGACGCAAGAUGAAAUUCAUGUGGAUGCACCAGUACCUUGGGGAGAGGAUACCCUCUUUACCUUAGAGUUUCGUCCUAUCUCUAUAGAAGAUAAUGGUCAAGAACAUGUGAAAUCUGAGGGUGGACACUAUGCUCUCCAUACUUGCAAUAAUAAAUAUCUGGCACGCGAUGGAAAACUUUUGGAUUCCUGUACACGAGACUGUCUCUAUGCAGCCGAGUUUCACGCUGGAUUACUUGCGCUCAGAGAUUUGUAUGGAGCAUAUUUGGCGCCUAUUGGAAGCAAGGCUGUCUUAAAAUCACGAUCAACGACAGUAACACGAGACGAAUUAUUCUCUUUGGAGGAAUCGCUACCGCAAGCAUCAUUCGUAGCUGCUCUAAAUCAACGAUACGUUUCCGUGAAACAAGGAGUUGAUGUAACAGCUAAUCAAGAUGAAAUCUCUGGACACGAAACUUUUCAAUUAGAAUUUGAUCGUGUAACUAAAAGGUGGUACGUGCGUACCAUGCAAGAUCGUUAUUGGAGCCUUGAGGCUGGAGGAGGGAUUCAGGCAUCGGAGCAUAAACGUUCGUCCAAUGCUUUGUUCGAUUUGAUUUGGCAAUCGGAGGAUGGUACAGUGGCUUUGCGCGCAAACAAUGGAAAAUUUUUGGCAACUAAACGCUCCGGGCAUCUCUAUGCAAAUGCAGAUUCCGUAAACGGGUCGGAUUCGGAUACUAGCAAAUAUUACUUUUAUUUGAUGAACAGACCCGUUUUGGUUUUGCGUUGUGAACAAGGAUUCGUGGGACCUAAAAGCUCAUCUAGUUCGAAACUAGAAUGCAAUAAAGCUAUCUAUGAGACCAUCAGAGUGGAGAGAUGCGAGCGCGGGAUCGUUAGAUUUAAAGGUCAAAAUGGAAAGUAUUGGCAUGCAGAUAGCGAAGGAGUAAACGUGGAUUCCGAUAUACCAUCCGAUGGUUUUUAUUUGGAAUUACGAGAACCUUCUCGUAUUUGUAUUAAACACGCCGACGGACGAUAUCUUACAGCAGGAAAGAAUGGAGCGCUGCGUUUGGGAGAAACAGAUUACGAAACUGCUACAAAAUGGGAAUUCUAAUCAACAAUGACCAUGUAAAAGCUGUGUUCUUUUCAAACACGUUUCGAAUUCAUUCUGUUUUUAUACAUUUAAAGAAAAAAAAAUAAUAUUUAAAUUUAGCAACGAAAAGGCAAAUAACACGAUUUAAGUAAUUUUAUAAACGACGAUCUAAUGAAAGAUUUUAUAAGGUAUGAAACUAUUAGGAAUGAAAGACAUUACUUAAAAUGAACGUUAGAACGAAAGUAUUCGAUCGGUGUUUUAAAAGAAUAUGGUUAAAAUCCACUGCCCCUUUUUAUAGCUUUGAAUGUAAUCUAAUAUCAUAUUUAUAAGUACAGGAAGAGCUCCUAUCAAGUACUUAAUUAGGAGUACAUUGUCGAAUUGACUUUCCUACGAUUUUUUUUAUAUUACUUUUAACUAAUAACUUUCUUUACUCACGAAAUAUUGUAUAAGACUGAUGAUUGCAGAGUAAUUAGUGGUUAUUACACUGUUCCUUAAGUAAAAAAAGAUUUUAAGAUCGCUUUAUUAUUUCUUCGUGAUUAAGUAAUUGAAUUGUUUUCUUAGUCGUGUAAAUUGGAAUUAUUUUCCACGAAUCUCAUUUUUUUUUUAUUUGGGUCACUUCAUUUUCUCAAUACAUAACGCUCAACUUAUUGGCUGUUUAUCCAUUAACGGCAACAAUCUAUUUAUCAAUUUUUAAUAAUAUUUUAUAAUGCUCAAACAUACGAAAUUUUUCAAAUACACUAUAUUUUUAAUCGAGGUAUAAAUAGUAGUGGAAGUAACGUAGUAAAACGAAAAAUAUUAAUAAUCUGGCCGAUCGUUUGUGUUAAAAAAAAAUUCAGUUUUCUAGUCUUUACAUUAAUUAUUAUUGCUACUCCUAUUCUAUUCCUUGAAUACCUAUGAAAAAUGUUCAUGCACUACACAACAUACUUCCGAGGUAUGUCAAUAAGCAGAAUAGUAUUUCAAUUAAGAAAACUAAUCAUUCCAUAAAAUGAACAUAUUUACUUUUUAUUAAUCAAUCAUAUACUAUUAACGUAAACGCACAAAUUCAUCGUUAGUGUAAACUUGCUAUCUAGUGUACAUACCUUUACAAAAUCAAUGUAAUAAUCGAAUUAAUAUGUGUAUUUUGAGACCAUGCUAUUUCUACAUUACAAAUACACAUUCCGCGAACUACGUAAUGGAUGAAACUUUUUUAGAACUAUUUUUGGAUGAAAUUAAAUUUCAUAUGAUUUAGUACAGAUUUGAUGAACGUGCGACUUAUUGAUUAAUCGAUCAAUAUACAAAGCUUUCCCUUUUUCGUUAUUUUAAUAUUUUCGAAAUGAACCGACAUUUUGCUUUCGCAAAAAAGGAGAAAUUAUUUUUCCAUUUACUUUUUUUUUUAUCUUCUAUAUCAUAGUUGACCUUCUUCUCUAUUUUUCUUUUUUUUUUUUUAUAUACAUAUAUAA